CAAAAAUUAAGGAUUCCUGGGAGGUAGAGAUGAUUGUUCUUUCUAAAUCUGGGAUUUAAAAAUCAGGACGGAAUAAAAGCCGACAAAACAGGAGGAGGAAGGAGAGGAGUAGGUGAAAAAAAGAAGAGGGGGAAAAAAAAAAAAACAUCCCGGGACAUGGAAUUUGUGAUUUUGUUUCAAUUGAUGAGGCUCAACAGCGAUUCUUUCUUUCAGAAGAGCUCGAUUCCUUUUGUGUUUACUCAAAAGGGCUUUUUCUCUUCGGAUUCAAAUUCCAUCUGGCUGCUCCAAGAGUCUGCGGAAAAGGAGAGUUGAAUGCAGCCCCCGAUGUGCACAAAAGAAUGGGUUUCCAUUCAAGGUGGCCAUUGGUGGGACAAGCACCAGCGGCACUUUGUGUGAUGAGCAUGCUUCUGUGCCUGCCUCCCACGUCAUGCACAACCUGCCCUCAAAAAUGCCGCUGUGAGGACCUGCAGUUCUACUGCGACACGCAGGGGCUUCUGACGCCCCCAGACGGCAUCGAUCGAGGGGCCCUGGGGCUCUCGCUCCGACACAACAGCAUCGCCGAGCUCCGCCCCGACCAGUUCUUCGGCUUCACCCAGCUCACCUGGCUCCAUCUGGACCACAACCAAAUAACCACUGUGCAGGAGGAUGCUUUCCAGGGGCUCUACAAGCUGAAGGAUCUCAACCUGAGCUCCAACCGGAUCACCAAGCUGCCCAACACAACCUUCAUCCACCUCAUCAACCUGCAAAUUCUGGACCUAUCUUUCAACCAGAUGACUGUUCUGGAGCCUGAGCUCUUCCACGGGCUACGUAAGCUGCAGAUCCUCCACCUGCGCUCCAACUCUCUGCGGACCACGCCUGUUCGGGCCUUCUGGGACUGCCGGAGCCUGGAGUAUCUCGGACUCAGCAACAACCGGCUCCGGAGCCUGGCCCGGAACGGCUUUGCCGGGCUCAUUAAGCUCAGAGAGCUGCACUUGGAACAUAACCACCUGACCAAGAUCAACCUGGCGCACUUCCCACGCCUGGUCGCCCUGCAGUUCCUCUACCUGCAGUGGAACAAGAUUAACAAUUUGACAUGCACCAUGGAGUGGACCUGGACCACCCUGGAGAAACUGGAUCUUACCGGGAACGAGAUCCGCCUUCUCACACCCGAGGUGUUUGAGACCCUGCCCAACCUGAAGAUAUUACUACUGGAUAACAACAAACUGUCCAGCAUGGACACGCAAACCCUGGAUAUGUGGAAGUCCCUGGGCACCAUUGGAUUGUCUAGCAACCUUUGGGAAUGUACCAAAAGGAUCUGCAACUUGGCCAGUUGGCUCAGUACCUUUAAGGGCAGAUGGGAACACUCCAUUUUGUGCCAUAGCCCAGAAUACGCACAGGGGGAGGAAAUACUGGAUGCUGUCUAUGGAUUUCAGCUUUGUCAGAAUUUCUCAGCACCAGUUAUUCAGUCCAGCACCCCCACGGAGGCCAUGUUUCCCCAGGAGGUCACUAGCCCGUUGUAUGGAAAUAUGCAGACCCCAACGUUGGACUACUAUGCAGAGGAUUUGGGGAGUUUUACCAUGGUCACCACGACCGUCACCACCUCCACCACCCAGACCCCAAGCACCGCUCUGUCGACCACCACCAUGGUGCCAGGGCCCGCGGUCACCGAUGACUUCAUUGAUGACAUUGACAACACGGUCCUGACACAGAGAGUAAUCAUUGGAACUAUGGCCCUGUUAUUUUCCUUCUUCCUCAUAAUUUUUGUAGUGUACGUCUCGCGGAAGUGCUGCCCUCCAACACUGCGCCGGAUCCGUCACUGCUCCGCCAUGCAGAACCGGAGACAGCUGAGGACCCAACAGCGGCAGCCAAUGGCGGACCUGGCGACCCAGGUACCCUACAACGAGUACGAGCCGAGCCACGAGGAAGGGGCUCUCGUCAUCAUCAACGGUUACGGGCAGUGCAAGUGUCAGCAGCUGCCUUACAAAGAGUGUGAAGUAUAAACUCUUUAUUUAUUCCUGCAGUCAAUGGGUUUUUGCCAUUCAACCAUUUAAAAAAAAAAAAAAAAAAAAUACAGGGUUUGUUUUAUGGAUUUUUAUUUGACCAGUUUCUAUAUAUAAAAAAGAAAAAACAUGCAUAGUUUGUUUCUACUGGCUAGCUUUUGAAAGAGGAGAAGGGGUGGGGAGGGUAGAGUCUUUGAGUUGCUGGAGUGACUGGAGAUGGAUUUGUGGUGAGUGAUAAGAUGUGAUGUAAAGAAUUUUCACACUUUUAUUUUUGUAACGAGAAUGCAAGGUCCUUAUUGAGCUGGGGCAAUCAAUCUCCACCGAGGAUGGUUAAAUGGGUGAAUUGACACUGCAUUAUCAUCAAACUCUUCUGCAGCACAGUAGAGAGAGAGAGAGAGAGAGAGAGAGAGAG
Molecule: messenger RNA, 2391 nt
Organism: Alosa sapidissima (American shad)
Lineage: Eukaryota; Metazoa; Chordata; Actinopteri; Clupeiformes; Clupeidae
Product: leucine-rich repeat transmembrane neuronal protein 2-like
Exons: 2
Coding region: 339-1979 (546 amino acids)
Molecular function (GO): protein binding
Source: RefSeq, a predicted model, not a curated record